Molecule: messenger RNA, 1063 nt
Organism: Microstroma glucosiphilum
Lineage: Eukaryota; Fungi; Basidiomycota; Exobasidiomycetes; Microstromatales; Microstromataceae
Product: RNA-binding domain-containing protein
Exons: 4
Coding region: 32-640 (202 amino acids)
Molecular function (GO): RNA binding
Source: RefSeq, a predicted model, not a curated record
CCCCUUCCUCGUCGCCCUCGCCGCUGCCACAAUGGCCAACCUCGACGAGAUCGACCUUCCCAUACAAUCUCAUCAGGCCGACGACGCUUUCGACGCUCACAAUGGGACGGCAACACUCGCCAUAUCAGCAGAAGACGACGGAGAUGACGAUGCCGAAUUGGAAGCUAUGAAGGCGCGAGUGGCAGAGAUGGAGGCAGAGGCGGCCAAGCUGAGGCAGAUGCAAGAUCAAGCGGACAGGGACAUGGCAAAUGCAACGGGCUCCACAAGGCCCAGCGGACCCACUGAAGAAGAGAAGGAGGAGGUAGAUGCCAGGUCCAUUUACGUUGGCAAUGUAGACUACGGAGCCACGCCAGAGGAGAUACAACAGCAUUUCCAGAGCUGUGGAAAUAUUAAUAGAGUGACGAUACUUUGCGACAAGUUCACAGGACAUCCCAAAGGAUAUGCAUAUGUCGAAUUCGCUGAUCCAUCGCUAGUCACCAACGCAAUGGUCUUGAACGAGUCGCUCUUCCGAGGACGACUGAUCAAGGUUACUGCUAAGCGAACCAAUGUCCCAGGUCUCAACACAAGAGGGAGAGGUAGGGGGCGCGGCAGGCCAUACAGGUCCAGAGGAAGGGGUAGGGGUCGGGGCAGGCCAUGGUAACGGCAUGCGCGCCAAUGAGAAGGGCAAUUUUUGGGGCUGCCGCGGACGGCCGAGGUGCUCAACCCAAGCGAUCUCUCCGGGCACGACCUUUGAGCCAGCGUCAUUUCAGAGCAGUUUCGGCCGUCAACAAGAGCGCCUGGCCGCUGUGUUGCGCCAGAGAUGUUCCAGAAUCAUUCUUCAAUGCUUGACGAGCAGAGCAUUGAGGCCCUUGCUCACUUUCUCCACAUCUCGAAAUGUGAGCGACACCCUCUUCUCCCUGAUCAGGACGUCGUAUUGAUCAAGGUCACUUCCUGCAUUGGGUCCGCACGCAGCCUGAACUUUUGCCUUGAUCGCUCUGUCUCUCACGCUGCUGCCGUUGACUACGCGGGAAAGGUGUGAAGUCUCCUCCCGCGUCCUCUCCGCGAUGCCGUGAAGAUACAUUCU